This is a messenger RNA of Colletotrichum orchidophilum, 597 nucleotides long. RefSeq names its product 60S ribosomal subunit assembly/export protein loc-1. Gene Ontology annotation, molecular function: mRNA binding. Gene Ontology annotation, biological process: ribosomal large subunit biogenesis; intracellular mRNA localization. NCBI's taxonomy places the organism in Eukaryota, Fungi, Ascomycota, Sordariomycetes, Glomerellales, Glomerellaceae. Bases 1 to 597 code for a protein of 198 amino acids. The record is from RefSeq and is a predicted model, not a curated record. The transcript is spliced from 2 exons. Gene Ontology annotation, cellular component: preribosome, large subunit precursor; nucleolus.
AUGGCGCCCUCCAAGACGAGAACGAUCAAGAACAAGCACGCCGCCAACGGCUCUGGCAUCAAGAACAGCAAGGCGGUGGACAGGAAGACCGUUCCCGAUGGCAUCGUCAGGAAAUCCAGAGACACGCCCAAGGGGACCAAGCCCCUCAAGGCCAAGGGCAAGACGAACCUCGAGGCCCUGCUGAAGAAGCGCAAGAAGAAGGUCUACACGGAAGAGGAGCUCGGCAUCCCCAAGCUGAACAAAAUCACGCCUGUUGGCGUGGAGAAGCCCAAGGGCAAGAAAAAGGGCAAGGUCUUUGUCGACGACAGGGAGAGCAUGAACACCAUCCUCGCCAUGGUCCAGGCCGAGAAGGAGGGCCAGAUCGAGUCAAAAAUGAUGAAGGCGAGGCAAAUGGAGGAGAUCCGCGAGGCGCGCCGGGUAGAGGCCGAGAAGAAGGAAGAGGAGAAGAAAUCGAAGCUGGAGGAGACAAAGGACUCCCUGCGCAAGAAGAGGAAGCGCAACCCCAAGGCCGAGAACGAGGACAACAUCAGCCAAUACGCGAGCGCAGGAUCCAAGGCCGCCAAGCCCAAGAAGAAGAAGAGCGUCUCCUUUGCGUGA